AUGGACGGUGCCGCCGGCGCUCAGCCGACGGAAGCGGUAGUUCACAUACAGCACGACGGUCCUCUCGCCUCUGACAAGGAUCUCUUCAUCGACGAUGACGGCUCCGGUCUAGAAAUCGACGAGAGCUCCGGAUCCGGUUACGGCCCAGGCCCCGGACCCGACGACGAGGACGGACGCGGAUCAGGUGACGAGCCCGACGCGCCCGAAGAUGACGAAGACUACGCACGCACCACCACCACGGAGGCUCCGAUACCCGACCCGGCAUUCACGGAUACUUUCAGUCCGGGCUCGGAAUUAGAGUCUCCCAUUCCACCGCCUGUAGUGCCCAUCGAUGUAUUUAGUCCGAGAAUUCUAUCGGGCAACCCGAGCGAAGGCGACUUAGAGCAGCGCGGCGCGGGGGAGAACCAGCCCUCGCGCCCAGACCCUGUGGACUUCAAUAUAUCUGGAGAGACCGUUGAUCAAAGCCAAGCAGGAUCAAACUUGGAGCCAGAAACGCGACCGGCGGACAGCAGCGUGGUCAUCAUGGAUACGCCACACGAGGACCGCGCGACCAGCUUCUUCGCUCAACCGGGCAUACUAGCUGCCGUCAUCGGUGGAGCAGUAGUAGGAUUGCUAUGCGCGAUUCUGGUAGUGAUGUUCAUAGUAUACCGUAUGAGGAAGAAGGACGAAGGGUCCUAUGCAUUGGACGAGCCAAAGAGAAGCCCGGCGGCAGCAUCGUACGGCAAGGGUCACAACAAUCGGGAAUUCUUCGCGUGA
Molecule: messenger RNA, 756 nt
Organism: Leptosia nina
Lineage: Eukaryota; Metazoa; Arthropoda; Insecta; Lepidoptera; Pieridae
Source: the annotation of a GenBank genome assembly